AUGCCAUGGACGAGAGAGAAGGAAUGCGAAGAACUAUGUGCACUAUUUGUAAACAACAGGGACAUUAUAGGACUACAUGUCCAAAUAAUCAAGAUAGAACAAAUGAAGGCCGUAGACAUGGACUAUCACGAGGAUCCCGGGCCAGUUGAUCUAUCAGUUCUAUCAGACCAGGAUAGGCAUCGGUCGAGUUACGUGCAAUCAGAGUGGUACGCGCCAGUUCAGUUUACGGAGCAUGGCCGUAAACUAAACACAUGGACAGUCAAGCAUCCGGGAGUGAUAGAGCACUUACGACAUGCUGGCUUUUUCUGCGUCUCCCGCCUCAGACGAGUACAGCUAGAUCAAGCUCUAUUAGGGGCGUUGAUAGAGCGAUGGAGGCGCGAGACGCAGACAUUCCAUCUACAUCACGGAGAGAUGACAGUUAUGCUACGUGACGUGGCCAUUAUAGCUGGACUACGAGUCUCCGGGGAGCCUGUUAUAGGACGUGUUUCAUUUGAUUUGUUGCAUACAUGUGAGCUCCUUCUUAGGAUACAGCCAAACAAUGUCAUCGCCGACCAGAUCCGCUUGGAGUGGCUGUUUCAGCAUUUCUGGCAUAUUCCUUUGGAUGCUCCGGCGGCCAUGGUUGCAGCAUCUGCACGAAGGCCUAGCUUGGGGCGCAGCUACCUUAGCCCAUCUCUAUCGGGCAUUAGAGAAUGCCUCUAUGAAGGGAAAGGCCGAGUGUUGUGCCUUUGGUGGAACAUGGGAUUGCGAUUUCGUGGAAAUGUCAAGGCGAUUGACAUUGAGUUUUAUCGCGAUAAGCUAGAUCAGUAUAGAGAGUCACAAGUUACAUGGAUGCCCUAUACGGAGGAUGUUUUGAUUGGUCUUCCUGCAUUUUGUCUUGAGGGCUCUACAAUCUGGCGUUCGAGAACUAGUUUGAUAUGUUUUCAUAUUGUCGAGCUACAUUUACCUGAUAGAGUUCUGCGUCAGUUUGGAUUGCUGCAGCAUAUACCGGAGGCCGUAGAAGCUAUACAGAGGAUCACCUCGCAAGGUAAAUCAGGCGAGGACUUGGUAGCAUUUCAUCCUCUAUAUAUUCAGCGUUGGGCAGAUUGUCUGGAGCAUAUUGCGGAGCAGAGUCCUUUCGUCGAUCCAGAUCCGAUACGAGCUAGCUCUGUGUAUGCUAUGCGGCAUGCUGUUAGCAGUAUCGGUCAUUUGAUGGAUGAUCCUCCGGAGCCCACUAGAUUGAUGGAUGCUCUAGCACAUGUGAGAUGGGAUCUCGAGAGUGUGUUAGAGAGCCUUCCGACAUUACCCGUGACAGGGCAUUCGGAUGUUUCUUCUCUGACUUUUGGUGCUUACGAUGAUAUUCCCUCCACCUCCACACCUGCAUAUGAUUUCGGUGAUAUUCCCUCCACCUCCUCGCUUGCAUAUGAUUUCGGUGAUAUUCCCUCCACCUCGAUGCCUGCGUAUGAUUUUCCAUCGACAUACAUCCCAAUUCAUCCAUCUGAUGUCCCUUCGACUUCUGAUGUCCUUUUGGCAUCCAUCCCUCCAUUGAUAUUCCAUCUACGUCAGAGGUUCGUCGCGAUGAUGUUGUAUAUCGACGUAGGCGACGACGACAGGGUCAUAUUGAGAUGCAGGAAGGGAUACCACCAUUAG
This is a messenger RNA of Ananas comosus (pineapple), 1626 nucleotides long. RefSeq names its product serine/threonine-protein phosphatase 7 long form homolog. The record is from RefSeq and is a predicted model, not a curated record. Bases 1 to 1626 code for a protein of 541 amino acids. Lineage: Eukaryota; Viridiplantae; Streptophyta; Magnoliopsida; Poales; Bromeliaceae. Gene Ontology annotation, biological process: meristem maintenance; meristem development. The transcript is spliced from 8 exons.